This is a messenger RNA of Phaethon lepturus (White-tailed tropicbird), 1994 nucleotides long. Its product is annotated as serine/threonine-protein phosphatase PP1-gamma catalytic subunit-like. Gene Ontology annotation, cellular component: cytoplasm; nucleus. The record is from RefSeq and is a predicted model, not a curated record. NCBI's taxonomy places the organism in Eukaryota, Metazoa, Chordata, Aves, Phaethontiformes, Phaethontidae. Gene Ontology annotation, molecular function: protein serine/threonine phosphatase activity.
AUGCACUUCUGCAUAUUUGAUUCUUCUGAAGCCAAAAAAUUUUUUUUCCAGAUUUUCAGGUUAUAUAGGUCAAUGUUAGAAGAAAUUGAACACUCUUGUUUCUUCUGUGCCAAUUCCAUGUUGGAUGAAAGUGGUCAGAAUGUCAUUGGCAGGCAGCGUGCUACAGAACUGAAUCAAAUUGUCAUGUUCUUUCACCCUUCUGGUGUCUGUGUUAUGCGAGGAUCAAAACCAGGCAAAAAUGUCCAGCUUCAAGAGAAUGAAAUUAGAGGACUGUGCUUGAAAUCCAGAGAAAUCUUUCUGAGUCAGCCUAUUCUACUAGAACUUGAAGCUCCACUGAAAAUAUGUGGUGACAUCCACGGACAGUACUAUGACUUGCUUCGACUCUUUGAGUAUGGAGGUUUUCCACCAGAAAGCAACUACCUGUUCCUUGGUGAUUAUGUUGACAGAGGAAAACAAUCUUUAGAAACAAUUUGUCUUCUACUGGCCUACAAAAUUAAAUAUCCAGAGAAUUUUUUCCUCCUCCGAGGGAACCAUGAAUGUGCCAGCAUCAAUAGAAUUUAUGGGUUUUAUGAUGAAUGUAAGAGAAGAUACAAUAUUAAGCUGUGGAAAACCUUCACAGACUGUUUUAACUGUUUACCAAUUGCAGCUAUUGUGGAUGAGAAAAUAUUCUGCUGUCAUGGGGGUUUGUCACCAGACCUUCAGUCAAUGGAGCAGAUAAGGCGAAUUAUGCGCCCCACUGAUGUACCAGAUCAAGGUCUACUUUGUGAUUUGUUGUGGUCUGACCCCGACAAGGACGUCUUAGGAUGGGGUGAAAAUGACAGAGGAGUGUCCUUCACAUUUGGUGCUGAAGUGGUUGCUAAGUUUCUCCAUAAACAUGAUUUGGAUCUCAUAUGUAGAGCUCAUCAGGUUGUUGAAGAUGGAUAUGAGUUCUUUGCAAAAAGGCAGUUGGUAACUCUCUUUUCUGCCCCAAAUUACUGUGGAGAAUUUGAUAAUGCGGGUGCCAUGAUGAGUGUGGAUGAAACUCUAAUGUGCUCUUUUCAGAUUUUGAAACCUGCAGAGAAAAAGAAACCCAAUUCCAGCAGACCUGUAACGCCUCCCAGGGGUAUGAUCACAAAACAAGCAAAGAAAUAGUCACUUUGGCGCUGCCUUGUUGGGACUUGUAUUAUAGAAUAUAACCUCCAUUUUUAAAACUGUAAUGUGUUACUGUUCAGCUUGCUCAAAAUAGAUAACGUGUUUGUGGUUUUCCUUUUGAUUUGAUGAAUGGCAUUUGCUGGUUGUAACAGCAAAUGAAAGACUUUCCUCCCUCCCAGGAAAAGAGUUUUAAACUUUCCUUUUGUUGGUGUUACAGCUGUACACUCCACAGCAUCCUAUCCUGUCGUUAUGGGUAAUUGUACAACUGACUUCCUGAAUCUGUACAAUGAGUAGUGUAAAUGCUUGAUUUCUUCUUUAGGAUCUAAAGAGGGCACUAGUGUGCUGUGAGAGUAGAAGUUUGUUACUGUCAGGAAUUACAUACUGUUUAUACAAACCACUGUGAACUUUUUUUACGUUAAAUUUUGUUUUAAAGGGAUUGCUUUUCUUUUAAUGUCUUGUCAUGUACACGUUAGUUUUAUUGCUGUCAACAUUAGAGAUAACCUUCCACCUUGCCAGCAUCACUGGUAUGAUGUAUAUUUAAUACAGACACACACCCCUCUCCGUAUACUUCAAAUGACAAUUAAAGCCAUUAUUUUAAGUGUUUGUGUCUCUUUCCUGAAGCCAAAGUUCGCUUAGAAAACUGUUCGUACACGACCCACCACACUGAGUUGGCAGGACUUCCCAUUCACGCCUUCCUCUUGGAGAUAAAAGGAAGUCCUGGCUUGAAAUAGUACGUAGAAAUGCUGUGCUGUUUAGUCUGUUCACGGCAAAAGUAAACACAUUUUUGUACAGUUUCCGUAUGUUCGAUCAAGUCAACCGUUGUACAGUGGCACCAGUCCUGCGGCAGCCAGCGUCAGAAAGCU